Messenger RNA from Cryptomeria japonica (Japanese cedar), 654 nucleotides. RefSeq lists its product as uncharacterized. NCBI's taxonomy places the organism in Eukaryota, Viridiplantae, Streptophyta, Pinopsida, Cupressales, Cupressaceae. The transcript has a single exon. The record is from RefSeq and is a predicted model, not a curated record. Bases 1 to 654 code for a protein of 217 amino acids.
AUGUGGAUGAAACAUGAAGGUUUGAGGGGCCCUGUUUCUCUAUGGUGGUCUCAACCCCACUCUUGGUCUGGUUCAAAAGAUUUCAUUUUCUUUAAAAAGUUACAGUAUAUCAAGGAAAAUAUGAAGAGAUGGAACAGGAAAGUUUUCAAGAAUAUUUUCAUUGAAAGAGAUAGAGUGGAAUUGAAUUUGGAAAACCUUCAUUCCAGAAUUAUUGGAAAUGGAAUGUCUGAAAUGAAAUUUGAGGAGGAGAAGAUGCUUAAAAAAGAGUAUGCUGAAAUUUUAGCUAAGGAAGAAACAUAUUGGAGACAAAAGUCAAGGGAGUUGUGGUUGAAAGAGGGGGAUCGAAACACGAUUUUUUUUCACAAUUUAGUUAAAGUGAGGCGAUCCCUUAACAAUUUUUUUUCUAUUACAAGUCAGGAUGGUAAGAUCUUGGAGGAUCCAGAGGAGAUCAACAAGGAAGCUAUUGAGUAUUUUUCUAAUUUCCUCAAAGGGACGGACACUCAAGAUGGAGAUGUGAAGGAGGUUUUGUCGUUUAUUCCUAAAUGUAUCUCGGCAAGUCAAAACAAUAUGCUGAUGAACGUGGUCUCUUUGGAGGAAGUUAAAGCGACUCUCUUCUCAAUGGGGGGGGAAAAGCUCCCAAGCCAGAUGGCUUAG